This is a messenger RNA of Nerophis lumbriciformis (worm pipefish), 2694 nucleotides long. The record is from RefSeq and is a predicted model, not a curated record. Lineage: Eukaryota; Metazoa; Chordata; Actinopteri; Syngnathiformes; Syngnathidae.
AUGGGCAAGAGCGGAAUCCUGGUUCUUCUCUGCAUGCUCCUGGGCUCCGGGGAACUCCAGGAGCCGGAGCCGCGGAGGCUUCCACCCCCGCCGGUCAAGUUGGACUUCGGCUACGUGCCCGCGGGGGUGUACGAAACGGUGGCCCACUACGAACCGGGACCCAUCGGCAUUCUCUUCCACUUGGUGCACACUUUCCUCUGCGUGGUGCAACCCAAUGAUUUCCCGCAAGAUCUCCUUAUCAGACUGGCCAAGGACAGGUUCGGAUCCCUUCAGACUGAAUACCAGAAGCCAGAGAACAUAGUGCUGAGCCUGCAGGCGGUCUACUAUGAGGUGGGCUUCCUGGUGUGCGCGGCGGUUGGCGUCCUGUUCACCGUUCUGGUGCCCGUGGUGGGCCUCUUCUUCUGCAUGUGCCGCUGCUGCGACAACUGCGGCGGCGAGAUGCACCAGCGGCAGAGGAAGAAUGCCGACUGUAGACGAGGCUUGCUGGGCACGCUGCUCUUCUCCACCUCGCUGGUGAUCACGAUCGGCGUGUUGUGCGCGUAUGCCGCUAACCAGAACCUGAGCACUCAGGUCAAGAACAUCCGUCGUCUGGUCAACAGCAACAUGAGGGAUAUGCAUACCUUUGCCAACGACACGCCAAGGCAAAUCGAUUACCUUGGCUCCCAGUACACCACCGCCAAGAACCAAGUCUUGUACGACCUGGAGAACAUAGGUCCUCUAUUAGGUGGAAGGAUACGCGACUCGUUGGAUAAGGAGAUUCAACCCGCCUUGGACGGUGUGCUGAAAAUGACAAGAGUGAAAAUCGACAGAGCCGUCAAAGCCAUGCGUGAAACCAAGGAAGCCCUGGAGAACGUGAGCGUCUCCCUGCAAGUGCUGCAGGAGGCCACGGGCAAGCUGGAAUUCAACCUGAGCCUGGUCAGGGCCAACAUCCAGCGCUCCCUCAACGACCCUGGUUGCCACGACGAGGAGUCGGACGCCACCUCAGCCCAGCUUUGCCGGGGAAUCCGCCAGUCACUGGAACAACUGCACGUCAGCGCCAACUUCACCAGGCUUCCCAAUGUGAACGGUCAGCUAGAAAAGAUUAACGACUUGUUGCAAACAGACCUCAGCGCUGUCAUCAACAAGGGUUACGCCUCCUUGAACGACACGCCUUACAUGGUGAUGGUACAGACUAGAAGUGUUGUCGACAGGGUGCAGAGUUUGGUGGAUGACAUCGGCGCGAACGUGGGUGACUUGUCCAAAGCAUUCCCAGUCCAAACCUCUCUGUCCAACUUCACCAUCUUCAUCAGCCACGUCCACGCCAAAAUCGAGGACCAGUACCCUGAAAUUGACAAACUGGACUUCUACAGGUGGACAGGCUGUGUAGCUUUGUGCUGCAUGCUGGUGUUGGUGCUGGCCUUUAACUAUUUGGGCCUUCUGUGCGGCACGCUGGGAUACGACAAGCACGCCUCGCCCACUACGCGAGGGUGCAUCUCCAAUACGGGAGGCACCAUGCUCAUGGCUGGCGUGGGCUUCAGCUUCAUCUUCUCCUGGGUUCUCAUGGGCCUGCUGACUGCGCUCUUUCUGGUCGGAGGGAACAUGGAGAAGCUCAUCUGCGAGCCCUACCACACCAAGGAACUCUUCAAGGUGGUGGACGCGCCGUACCUGGUGAACCCUGAGUGGAGAAACUUCAUCCCCGGGUACCUGUACAACGACUCGGAGCUAGACCUCACCGCAGAGAGCGUGUACAGCACCUGCAAGGAGAACAAAGGCAUCUACUCGGCUCUGCGCCUGGAUAAAGUCUUCAAUGUCUCCAAUUUUCUCAAUGCCACAGUGUUCACCAAGGAUGUGGUAACCCUUUUGAGCAGCUUGAAAAUCGACCUGAGAGGAAUCAUUUUGCUAGAAGCGGAAGGCAAGCAGAGCCUUCUGGAUUUCUCCGAGGUGGGACUGUCGGAAACAAACUACGCAGACUACUUGGAAGAGGUCAACAAAGGCGUCACAGUGGUGGACCUGCUUUCGUUUGCCAAAGAGCUGGAAGCCCAGACGGACCUGAUGCCUCGAAGUUUUUUGCAAACAUCUUUAAAAGGUCACGCGGGCACCGUGCGACAGAUCUACAACCAGCAAGUGGUCCCCAUGCAGCAGGCCAUGAAAUAUGUUAGAGCCAGGAGUGCGCUGAACCAGAGCAUGAGGUUCCUGGAGAGAACUGCCUCAGACCUGCCAAACAAAGUCUUAGAUGUGCUGGACGCCAUCAACGCAGCUCAGCAUCUUAUUUCCCAGAAUGCAUCACAACUUAUUAGCCGGGAAAGUGCAAGAUACACAUCGACCAUUGUAGGCUACUUCCAGCAAUACAUGGAGUGGGUCAAGACCUCGCUGGCUAUUGAUGUGGCACAGUGCAAGCCGUUCAGCAAUGUCCUGGAUACAGUUGAAAUCUUCACCUGUAGCUUCCUGGUGGACUCCAUGAACGUUUUCUGGAUGGGUCUGGGCUGCGCCACGCUCUUCCUCAUCCCGAGCAUCGUGCUCGCCGUCAAGCUGGCCAAGUUCUACCGCAGGAUGGACACGGAGGAUGUUUACGAUGAUAUGGAAAGUGGUAAUAAUGGUUAUCAUAGCCAGCCCCCACAAGGCAUCUUAAACCCCCCCGUGACCAGUAUCCCGACAUACGAUACCAUGAACAGGUUCCCGCGAGCCUCGGCUCCACCGAGGCACAUCGACUGGUGA